AGCUUAUCGUAGCAGCCAUGAGAGCAAUUCCGUGUUGCAUUCUUUCACUCAUUUUUACUCUGUUUCUUAUUAGACCCACGUAUUCCAUCAAAAAGUCAUAUGUGGUGUACUUGGGUGGUCAUUCACAUGGAAAACAAGUCUCUUCUGUUGAUCUUGAUAGAGUUAAACAUUCUCAUCAUCAGCUCCUUGGAACAUAUCUUGGAAGUUCAGAUAAGGCGAGAGAUGCAAUCUUUUACUCAUACACCAGACACAUCAAUGGGUUUGCUGCUAUGCUUGAGGAAGAAGAGGCUGCUGAGAUUGCCAAGAAUCCGGAGGUGAUAUCAGUGUUCUUGAACAAGGCAAGACAAUUGCAGACAACCAGAUCUUGGGAGUUUCUUGGAUUGGAAGGUGAAGGUGGCUUAAUCCAGGAGGGUUCAAUAUGGAAAAAGGCCAGGUUUGGAGAAGAUAUCAUCAUUGCUAAUCUUGAUACCAGAGUAUGGCCUGAAUCAAAAAGCUUUAGUGAGGAAGGAUUCGGACCAAUUCCCAAAAGGUGGAAAGGGAUUUGCCAGAAUCAGAAAGAUAAAAGCUUUCACUGCAACAGGAAACUCAUUGGAGCUAGAUACUUGAACAAAGGGUAUUCUUUUGGUGUUGGCACUCUUAAUUCCAGUUCCUUCUUCACCCCACGAGAUGUUGAUGGUCAUGGGUCCCAUACCUUAUCAACAGCGGGUGGUAAUUUUGUUCCUGGGGCAAAUGUUUUCGGUUUGGGCAAUGGAACAGCAAAGGGUGGCUCGCCCAAAGCUCGGGUAGCUGCUUAUAAGGUUUGCUGGCCUCCCACCUCCCCAGGUGAAGCUUGCACUGAUGCAGAUAUCCUGGCUGGUUUUGAUCGGGCGAUUGAGGAUGGUGUUGAUGUGCUGUCAGUAUCGAUUGUAGGAGACCCCCUUCGGCCAUAUUUUGAAAACAGUAUAGCCAUUGGUUCCUUUCAUGCUGUAAAGAAUGGUAUAGUUGUGGUUGCCUCAGCUGGUAAUGAAGGACCUGUUGCCGGUUCUGUCACUAAUGUUGCACCCUGGCUCAUCACUGUUGGGGCAAACACUAUGGACAGACGGUUUCAGAGUAAUGUAGUGUUGGGAAACAACAAACACUACACAGGCGAAAGUGCAGUGCCGCUAAAACUUCCAACUGGGAAAUUCUAUCCACUUCUUUCUGCUGCAUCCGCUAGAAUUAAGAUUAAUGCAUCCAUUUCAACCCAAGAUGCUCUGCAUUGUAAGCCUGGAACUCUGGACCCAGAAAAGGUAAAGGGAAAAGUUUUGGUUUGCCUACGAGGCGUAACAGCCAGAACUGAUAAGAGCCACGAAGCUGCUUUGGCGGGUGCUGUGGGAAUGAUUCUUGCCAACGAUGAGGAUUCUGGGAAUGAUAUUGAGGCUGAAGCACAGUUUCUCCCAGCUACACAUCUCACCUACUCAGAUGGACUUGCAAUCUUUGAUUACAUUAAUAAAACCAGGAAUCCUGUGGCUCACAUUACUCAUCCAAAUACACUAUUGGGAGUGAAGCCAGCUCCAGUAAUAGCAGCUUUCUCAUCAAGAGGUCCUAACGCCAUUAAUCCAGAUAUUCUCAAGCCUGAUAUAUCUGCGCCUGGAGUGAAUGUGAUAGCUGCCUUCACAGAAGCCACAGGGCCAUCUGAUGAAGAUUAUGAUAAGAGAAUUGUUUCAUUCAACUUACUAUCAGGCACUUCAAUGUCAUGCCCUCAUGUAGCUGGUGUUGUUGGCCUUCUCAAAACGCUCUAUCCUUCAUGGAGCCCUGCAGCAAUCAGAUCUGCUAUUAUGACCACCGCCACAGUAAGAGCCAACUCAGGGAAGGCCAUAACUGACGAUGAGCUAUUUUCUUUAUAA
This is a messenger RNA of Ipomoea nil (Japanese morning glory), 1865 nucleotides long. Its product is annotated as subtilisin-like protease SBT5.3. Gene Ontology annotation, biological process: proteolysis. Gene Ontology annotation, molecular function: serine-type endopeptidase activity. The coding region runs from base 18 to 1865 and encodes 615 amino acids. The transcript has 11 exons. The record is from RefSeq and is a predicted model, not a curated record. NCBI's taxonomy places the organism in Eukaryota, Viridiplantae, Streptophyta, Magnoliopsida, Solanales, Convolvulaceae.